Molecule: messenger RNA, 3366 nt
Organism: Schistosoma intercalatum
Lineage: Eukaryota; Metazoa; Platyhelminthes; Trematoda; Strigeidida; Schistosomatidae
Source: the annotation of a GenBank genome assembly
GCAACAAAUGUAAGGCCAAUAUAUUUUACUGUUGAAUCUGGUUGGACACACCCAUUUCAGUCAGUUGGAUUUCCAAAAUAGUGUAACGCUAACUAUCGGAACUUGAUUUUUACUCACUGUAGGAUCGAAUUCAUUUGGCUUAUUGCUUUAGCUCUGUCUUCUCUGAUCCAAAUAUCCAAAGAGGUUAUCAACUGCUCUCUCAAGGUACUGGUGAUAUUCUUGCUAGCUUGUGUUCUGAUGUUUGGGAUGGGCGGGAUAUUGUACCACUGUCAGAUAGAGAACGUGAACUAAUCUUGGGGUUCCACAAUCGUCAUCUAUCGUCUGCAUACUGUAUUGGAUUCGCUUAUUCUCCGUUGGUUGAUAAAAUUGAGGAAUCUUAUCGACUGUUGUUGGGUAAUCUCCCUAGUUCGUCAGAUAUCUUCAUGCUUCGUUUACCAGGAUCUGAUGAUAUUUCACCAGUAAUACAGCGAAAGGUACUGGAACACCUGGUUUGCAGUCGAUCAUAUUCAAAUCGUUCUCUACUACCGCGUGUUACGAACAAUAUUAACAGCACCAGUCCCAUUUAUGACAGGAUUGUUCGUGAUAGUGAUAUUUCUAGAAGAUCUCAAGCUAUUUCAAAAUCCAGCAGACCACGUAAUUAUCGACUAAAAUUUAUAAAGAAUAUGAAAAACUUCGGUUUUAAUUCCUUCUCUAAAUAUUGGCAGCAUAGCGAUCGGAAAAAAGAAGGGUGUGAUAAAACGGCAGGAACGUAUUCAAAUGAUAAACUUCUAAAACAUUCACCGUCUAAGAGAAGUGAUAGAUUUUCUAGAAAACAUCGAAUUAAACAUAAUCGAAUAAGUAGUAAUUUUGGUGAGUAUGAUAGUAACUGUUUGGUUUUAAAUGAAUUUCCAAAUGCUAAUUUUGUUUCGGAAACUGAUCAUUGCAAAAGUAACGCUGAUAACUUGGACCAUGAUAAGAAGAGUAAUGUACGUAUUGAUCAGAAAGAAGUGGACGUUAUACUGAACAAUCAAAUAUUCUUAGGUCUAAUAAGUAUGCAGUAUCAGGCAAAUCCUCAAGUUGUGAAGUCCAUUAAACAACUUCAUCAAGCUUGUAUACGAUUUGUACAUUUUUCUCGAGAAAAUGAACUUCGAAGUAGAGUGUUCGCUGAACGUUUGGGGUUAGAAUGUGGUUGGAAUUGUCAUAUAUCGCUUAAGAGUCCUAAUUCUGUUAGUAAUCGCAAAUCCGUUGAUCUGCCUAAAGAAUUCCGUAAAAGCUAUAAAUUUUCAUUUGGAACUGAUUUGUUCGUCACUGGAGGAAAAUACUUUGUUGGUUCUCAUCAGACUAAACGGUGGUCAAGUUCCCCGGCACUAGCAACGUCAUAUCCUUCAAAAUUCGGGUCCACAUCUGAUCCACAGUUCUUUCAAUCUACUCCAUUUCCUGAGUAUUGUGAAGCAAACUGUUUGAAAUCAAUCUCUACAUGUUUGAAUUCCCGACAAAUUGACUCUGACUUUGAAUCUUCAUGCUCUCAUGAUCAUAUUAACAAUAAUUUCGCUCAUGCUGCGUCUACCAGUUACCUUCAGCAGAUUCGUUCAAACGAAAUAGGUCCAAAGGAAUCAUUCGGUUCAUAUCACUUGUCCUCGUCAAGUAAUUCAACUAGUUCUGUAUCGCUCUCAGUAGAUGGACAAAGUGAUAAUUCUGAAGAAAUAAAAUUGUCGGAAUUGUUGGUCAGGAACAAGUCCCGACUUCCAUGUGGAAUCGAUAGCAUACGCCCACAUUUAGAAAAUGUCGAUAACGUUCCAUUACAAGUAUCAUUGUUUACUGAUUGUACACCUAAAGCUGUUAGCGAAAUGAUUCAAAUAAUGAAAGAAUAUGGGGAUACUGUUUGCUUAAUUGGAAGCUGUUAUUCAUUAACCAACUACGUAUUGUUUCAACAAUGUGAUGUAGCUAUUGCUGUGAAACCUAUUCUACCCUACUCGAAUUGUCAAUUUGCAAAUACCAAGUACAUUGUCUCGAAUCAAUCUGUUGAUCUGUUAACAAGUGAUCUCCAGUCAGAAGAGUUUAGUUGUUCGAAAAAAAACCCGACUUCUACACAUCAAGAAAGCGAUACUACAAAUUUUAAUACAUUCGACAUUGCUGCACAUCUUGUACACUUAGUUACACCUUGUCUUUUGGAUAUAGAGAAAACAGGAUUUCAUGUUUACGAUCUUAUUGUUGAGGCUCACGCCAGUGUUAAUAACCUCUAUCAUUGUUUGGUGUUCAGUUCAACAACUCCGUUAGCAGUUGGUUUACUACAAUUACUACUAUUAAUAAUCGGGUUGCCUACACGUCCUGUUGUUUUGCUAGAUGUGCGAUCAAAUCUUCAACAAGGCGAAUUAAUUUGGCUGCCUGUGGAACCAUUUCGAUCAGUUAUUUUUGGUUCAAGUGAAGUUUUUGGUAAUUUAAGCAAAACUGAUGAGCACACUAACAUUAAUUUGUUACACUACAGUUCGGAUUGGAAUUUAGAACCAAGUCUUAGCAUUGGUCAAUUAUUUUGGCUACUUUUCAUUGUCAUUCCAUCUUUAACAUUAUCUUUAAUUGAUAGGCGAGUGGAAAGAAACCAACCGUUACGUGAGCCACCGAUUAAGCGUAAUAAACUAUUUACUAAGAAGAGAUGCUUACGCUUUACUUUAGUGACUUGUUUUCGUUUCAUACCGUCACUGUUAAUUUGUCUAUUUUGCGAAAUUGGUCAUCUUUUAUGGGCUCAACAGCUUGAAGAUUGUCACCAAUCAUUUCACAGUAUUUAUACAAAUAAGUUUAAUGGAACAAAUCCCCUAAUUAACGAUUCCAAGGCAUAUACUAAAACACUAUCAUCAUCUUAUGCCCUUCAAGAAUCAUGUCUAUCUAAAUUGUCUAUAUUAAUAUACAGUUUAAAGGAUUUAAUCUUCUAUCAGCUAAUCAUGUACCUAAUUGUUAUAUCAUUUUCUUAUGCCAAUUAUGGUCAAAGAGUAUGGAAAUUUCGGUAUUCUACAAAUCCUUCUUGGUGCAUUGUCUCUAGUCUAAUAUGCAUUCUUCAUUCGGUUUAUAUGAUCGUUCGCUUGUGCGUCGUUAAUUCUUCUUUAAGAUUAACAAGUUGGCACAUUUUAUCUCCAUUCAUAUCGGCAUUUGGUUUUAUCUGGUGCAUUUUGCUAUUUUUUAUUAAUGACUUUAUAUCAUGGAGAGAAAAUCGAGCUAUUAUGACAGAGCAUCGCUUGUCUAGACUUUACUUCAAUACAAAGUUGGGUAUGUAUUCACCGGUUUGAAUCCACUGAAUUCUCGUCAUCUCUCGAACAACAGGAAAUUUUUCAAUGGUUUUCCUUCCUUUUAUUUUUUUGUUUUAUAGUUGUGCCAAUAAACUUAUGAUUCAUAAUU